Ictalurus furcatus (blue catfish) is the source of this 1271-nucleotide messenger RNA. RefSeq names its product RNA polymerase II subunit D (gene polr2d). Lineage: Eukaryota; Metazoa; Chordata; Actinopteri; Siluriformes; Ictaluridae. Gene Ontology annotation, molecular function: translation initiation factor binding; nucleotide binding. The transcript has 4 exons. Gene Ontology annotation, biological process: positive regulation of translational initiation; transcription initiation at RNA polymerase II promoter; mRNA export from nucleus in response to heat stress. Gene Ontology annotation, cellular component: P-body; RNA polymerase II, core complex. The record is from RefSeq and is a predicted model, not a curated record. Bases 666 to 1091 code for a protein of 141 amino acids.
CGGUACACAAGAGACGGUAAAACACAUUCUGUUAGACUGCAAAAGGUAUGAGGGGGAAAGAACUGAGCUAGAGAUGCAGAUUGGAGAACAAAACAUGACACUAGAGAACUUGCUGGGGAAAACAUCUGGGAAAAUGCACCAGCCCCCAAUAAACUAUCUAAAAAAUACUGGGAUAAGUGAGAGACUUUAGUAAUCUAGUAGGAAUAUCUAGUAUAUAGUUAUUUAUCUCUUUAUUUUCUUUUAUUUAUGUAUUAUUAUUAUUAUUAUUAUUAUUAUUAUUAUUAUUAUUAUUACUAUAUUUUUUCCUUUUUAUUUUAUUUUUUUUCUGCCAAUGUACUGCUCACACUCCAGUCCAGUAGGUGGCGGUAAUGCACCUUUAGCAGGUUUGCCAACCGCCAUUGAAACAAAAAGAAGAAGAAGAAGACUUCCGGUAGUCGUACCGGAAGCGCAAUCUGUAGUAUUGUUUUUUUUUUUUUGCGGCAAUGAGUUAACGCGGGCGCCUUGUGUACAAAGGAUUAUACGCUUUAUUUUAACUAUGUAGCUAAAUAUUUAUAUAAAAAAAUUAACAUUGUUUACUAUAGUCUGGUUUCAUUAUAGCGUGUUGAAUUAAUAUUACAGAUAAAAAGUUAUCAGUGAUCAGAUUAAAGGCAAGUGUAAACACCGUCAUGGCGGCUGCAGGAGCGACGAACGUGGGUGAUAUUGAAGAAGACGCCUCGCAGCUGUCUUUCCCCAAAGAGUUUGAAAAUGCAGAGACUCUCCUGAACUCUGAGGUCCACAUGCUCCUGGAGCACCGAAAGCAGCAGAACGAGAGCGCCGAAGAUGAACAGGAGCUCUCCGAGGUCUUCAUGAAGACGCUGAACUACACGGCCCGCUUCAGCCGCUUCAAGAACCGGGAGACCAUCGCCAGCGUGCGCAGUUUACUCUUGCAGAAGAAGCUGCAUAAAUUCGAGCUGGCGAGUUUGGCCAAUCUGUGUCCUGAAGCCGCGGAAGAAGCGAAAGCGCUCAUUCCCAGCUUGGAAGGUCGAUUCGAGGACGAAGAGCUGCAGCAGAUUCUGGAUGAUAUUCAGACCAAAAGAAGCUUUCAGUAUUGAUUUCAUCUCGUUUCUGUACAGUCACGGCCAAACCUGUGCACUGCACGAGGACUGAUCUUGUACCAUUCGGCAUUGUUUAUAACAGACUCUAUUCCAUAUGUUUUAGUACUGAAUUCUCCAUUCGUUUGUAGAUGCAUUGUUUGUUAGUGUAAAAAUAAAUCUGAUGUGUUUGUAAAGGUU